UCUGUGGUUCAGCUGCAGGUGUCUCUCUUUCUCAUCCUGCUUCCUCUCUGGGCCAGCGGUGCACCUGUGCUUCCUCUAGAUUGCAGUGACAUCUAUAACUAUGAUAACAGCCGAGCUAGUGGAGUUUACACCAUCUAUCCUAUUGGGGCCACUUCUGCUGUUGAGGUGUUCUGUGACAUGAACUCUUUGGAAGGACGUUGGACUGUGCUACAGAGGAGGAUGGAUGGCUCAGUGAACUUCUACAGGCCCUGGGAUCAAUAUAAGACAGGUUUUGGGAAUGCUGCCGGAGAGUACUGGCUUGGUCUUGAAAAUCUCUUCCACCUCAGUCUCAGAAAAAAGUAUGAGCUCCUGGUCGACAUGGAGGACUUUGAAGGAAAUAAAGUUUAUGCUCGUUACUCCUUUUUCUCGGUUGGCCCGGAAUCUGAUGGAUAUACUCUGCAUGUAUCUGGAUUCAGUGAUGGUGGGGCAGGAGACUCUCUAAGAACCCACAAUGAAAAGAAGUUUAGCACAUUUGACAAAGAUCAGGACUCUUUUCCAAGUAAUUGUGCCAGGCUCUACUUGGGGGCAUUCUGGUACAACAACUGUCAUCAAAGCAACCCUAAUGGGGUUUAUCGCUGGGGGGCUGAUGGUUCUAUCUAUGCUGUUGGAGUGGAAUGGACAUCGUGGAAGGGCUAUAACUACUCCUUGAAGGCUAUUAGCUUUAAAAUCCGCCCUGUUCAAUGAAGUCUUUUGGACAAAUAUCUGGAAGUACAUCACAUGGAGCUUUUAUGAAUUCAUAUUUGUCUACCGACAGUAAAUGAGAAAAAAACAAGCAUAUUUCUUUUAAUUUUGUUCUUUAUUUCCCUCUCUACAUUGUCUGUCUUUGGACCAUUUUAAAUGAUGGAGAAGCUUUUCUGUCAAUAAGAUCAUAAAAAUUAUAUUUUAGGUUUUUAUAAUUCCUUAUGUUCCUCCUUAAGUAUGUUCAGCACAAAAAA
Cyprinodon tularosa is the source of this 974-nucleotide messenger RNA. Its product is annotated as microfibril-associated glycoprotein 4-like. NCBI's taxonomy places the organism in Eukaryota, Metazoa, Chordata, Actinopteri, Cyprinodontiformes, Cyprinodontidae. The record is from RefSeq and is a predicted model, not a curated record. The annotation marks the transcript as partial. The transcript has 6 exons. Gene Ontology annotation, biological process: elastic fiber assembly.